GGGCUGUGGGCGGGCAUGGGCGGUGUCGACUCCGUGAUGCGGAUCCUGGCCGCGCCGCGGCGGGCUCGCUCCUUCCGCUGUCUCCCCGCUCGGGACGAGCCCAGGGAAGCGGUGCGGCCGCCGGCCGGGGCCAUGUUGGGCGGCGGGGCCAGGGCGGCCAAGCCGUCCUUCGUGUCCUACAUCAGCCCGGAGGAAAUACACAUAAAGGAACCCAUAGAAAAGGAAGUAAAUCCUCGCUUAUUACCAGGUGAACUGCUGCUUUGUGAAGCAAGCACAGUGUACAAGUAUAUGCAAGAAGAUGGAUCAAAUCGUGGCACCUACGGGAAACUCGUGUGCACGAACUUCAAGAUUUCUUUCCUUGACGAUGAUUCUGCUUCAGAUGAUAAUGAACCAGAAUUUAAGAAUAAAAUUGUAGGAGAAAAUGACAUAACCCUGCAAUGUGUAGAUCAAAUCUAUGGAGUUUAUGAUGAGAAAAAGAAACUUCUAACUGGACAGCUGAGAAAAUACCCAGAAAGGUUAAUUAUCUACUGUAAAGAUCUUAGAGUAUUUAAUUUUUGCCUGAGAUACACAAAAGAAGAGGAAGUGAAAAGAAUCGUCAGUGGUAUAGUUCAUCAUAGCCAGACUCCUAAGCUGCUUAAACGUUUGUUUCUGUUCUCUUAUGCAUCAGCUGCCCCAAACAACACAGAUGGAAGAAACCAAACUGUGAUGUUUGAUACACUCGAGGACUGGCGUGAUGAGUUGGAGCGGACCAAAGGGAAUGUGAAAUACAAAGCAGUGAUCACCAAUGAAGGCUACAGAGUGUCUGAGAAGCUGCCUUUGUAUUUUGUUGUUCCCAUAUGCAUUUCUGAAGAGAGUAUCUUGAAGUAUGAAGGCAGAGGCAUUCCUAUUUGGUGUUGGUCUUGCCAUAAUGGUGCUGCUCUUCUCAAAAUGUCUGCAUUUCCCAAAGAACAGGAUGACAGCACUUCACAAAUGCAAAAAGCCUUCUUGGAUGGAAUCUAUAAGACAAUUAGCAAACCUCCCUAUGAACUCCUGAAGGUGGAUGACUUGUCAAGCAGCCUUCCAUCUCUGCAAGAUAUCCAGACUGCAUAUACAAGAUUUAAACAGCUGUUUUUGAUAGAUAACAGUACAGACUUCUGGGCAACUGAUGUGAAAUGGUUUUCAUUACUGGAGAGCACAAACUGGCUAGAGAUAAUCAGGAGAGUCUUGAAGAAAGCAAUAGAAGUUGCUGAGUGUCUUGAAAGGCAGCAUACAAACGUUCUCCUUAUAGAAGAGACUGCUACUGAUCUGUGCUGUGUGAUAUCUAGUCUGGUUCAAGUGAUGAUGGAUUCAUACAGCAGAACAAAGUCAGGGUUUCAGAGCCUUAUUCAGAAGGAGUGGGUAAUUGGAGGACAUAGCUUUUUGGAUCGCUGUAACCACUUACGCAGAAGUGAAAAAGAGGAGGCUCCUGUUUUUCUGCUCCUGCUAAAUUGUGUUUGGCAGUUGGUACAACAGUAUCCUCCAGCAUUUGAGUUCACAGAAACUUACUUAACUGUCCUGUCAGACAGCCUCUAUGUGCCUGUUUUUAGCACUUUCUUCUUCAACUCCCAACAUCAAAGAGACACCAGUACGAGUGGUGAAAGCCUCAAGACACAAAGUGGUCCUUUCAGAUUUCUUACCGUGUGGGACUGGUCUGUGCAGUUCGACCCCAAGGCCCAAGCUUUUCUGAACAACUCUUUUUAUGCAGAGAAACCAAAACCAGAUAAAAGUCAACGGAAAACUGCACGAUUCAAACAUCAACGGCAACUUUCUUUGCCACUGACGCAGGCAAAGCCUUCCACAAAGAGAGGAUUUUUCAGGGAGGAAACAGAUCAUCUAAUUAAAAACAUUCUGGGUAGAAGAAUUGGCAAGUUCAUAAAUUCUUCAGACGAGCCUCCCAAUAAUUUAAGGGAGUUCUAUGAUAGCUGGCACAGCAAACCUGUUGACUAUCAUGGCCUUCUGUUACCUCGCAUCGAUGGCCCUGAAAUCAAAGUGUGGGCACAGCGGUAUUUACGAUGGAUCCCUGAAGCCCAGCUUCAUGGUGGUGGAACAAUAGCUAUAACUGCCAAGAUUUUGGACUUGAUGGAGGAAGUGCAAAGUUUGCAGGUGAAAAUAGAAGAAGAACAUAGUCAAGCUGUUUCUGGAGAUGUACAUUCUGUUACCACGCCGAGAAAUUCUGCCCGUUUGUCAUCCUUGUUUCCAUUUGCAUUACUCCAGAGACAGUCUGUCAAACCAGCUUUACCCACCAGCACCUGGAAGGACUUGGAAGAUGAAGAUGACUUGGUCAGGAGGGAUGACGAAUUUCUUGAUCUCAGUGGGGAUAUGUCAUAACAUGUAUAUAGAUUACAGUAUGGAUUGUAUGUGGCUAAGCUCUGAGUUUAAAUGUUGUGCUGUAUCUUCAUGUAUGGAAGUUGAGCAUCUGCAACCUGUUUAAUGGGUUUGUGGGGUUAGAAAACCUUGAUUGGAAAGAACUACUUGCCAUAAUUAACUGAGCAUGUUUUGAACUUCUGUUUCACUCUGAAGAUAUUUAUUGCUGAAACGUCUUUUUAGCAUAGGCGUAAUAAAAACAGGAGUCUUGGCUGGUGUAACCCCGUGGCCACCCUGUUUAAAAAAGAAAAACAACAAAAGAAUACUUUCUGCUGUAAAGGUGGAAUACUAAAUGCAUACCGCAACAAUCAUGCCAUCUUAACAUAACACCUCUUCCCCUUAUGCUAAGAGUACUGGGAAUGGAAGUACUGUGAUGAGGAACUUAAUACAUCUGCAUUUCCCCUCCACAUAAAAUAAACAGCGAAAGGUGGAACUAACUGCAUUCACAGAUGAACUUUUGAUAGCUGAGGAAUAAACCUCUCACAGUGUUUUGUCUGUGUGAUAUCACAGUCACAGGUUGGCUGCUCUGAGCCUGUGCUUGCAGUCAGCUUAGGGUGAGAUGCAAGAGCUUGAUGACACAUUUCAAGUCUUAGUGCUGCUGUGCUAUAUGCCCUUGCUGCCUUGGAAUAUUAAGUUUGCUGGUAAUGUUAAAAAAAUGACCUGACUAUGAGAUUCUAAUUUGCCACAAGUGGUUUUUCUCCUUUCAGUAGAGUGAGAGUUUCAUUUUUAGUUUCCCCCAUGGAUGCCAGUUGCCUUUAAGGCUUUCUGUAGCUUGCACUGAGACCCUCCACACAGCAGGGAAGACUCUUUUCCUGUAAUCCUGCAGUGAAGCAGGAUUUGCAGUCUGUUGCCACUUGCCAUGGGUUGGUGGUACAGCUUAUGAAUGUGGCAUUUAUACCAUAGGACAUUCGCAUCCUGUUGCUGGAUGUUAUAACAGUACCUCAGUGAAAGAAGCCAUAAAGAAAUGCCUGUUGACUUGGAUCUACUGUGUGUAUGUUUAUAUAAAGUAUUUUUACUGCAAAUAAUUGUCCUUUUUAAAGCUGAAUAUUAUUUGACUGUCAAAUCUAUUUUGAACCCUUAAAUUCUAGAAUACACCAAGAAUGGAUUCAAGUCAUAAAAUCAGUUACACUGAGAGUUUAGACAUUGAAUAGUUUCUCUGUUCUCAUAGGAGUUUAGAAAUCCAUUGCUGGAAAACUUAGCUGGUGGUUAAACUGUUGCUUAAUUUGAUCAGCUCGGUGAAACUGGGGAUAUUAAACUUUGUUACUGACUUAUCACUUCACACUGAGUUGUAUUAAUGGAUAGCAACAAUUCAUCAGCAGCCCUCUAAAAAUAAUUUUUCAUAUGUUAAAGUAAAUGUAUUAAUGGGGAAAGAGGGAGAGCUUGAUGCAACUAUGCCAAAAAGAAGCUUCCCAAGUCUUGAUUGCCUUAAGUCUUAGUGCGAGGACAAUACUUGAGUUUGUCGUGUUUUAUUUAAAAAUACACUAGUACUUACGCUUUCUUCUGUGAUAUGUAUGAUCUUACAGCUAGCACUUGCUAGAAUGGGCUGUACAGCACAUUUCCUUCAGACUUAGUUGUUGUAAUUCAUGUGACUCAUGUAUGCAAUAAUACUUUGCAUGUUGAAUGAGCAGUGUAUUAUUAUGGUGAAGAAAUACUUGUCAUUCUAAGGUCAUUUGGGUUCAAGGGUGGGUUUUUUUAAACUGCCAUUAGGAAAAAAAUAUUAAAAUGAUUUUUCUAUACUUUUGAUCAAACUGUUGUAAUAUUUCAGUCAUAAAGAUUACAUAUUUAUAUUAAAGAACAGAUGUUGGACGUUUAUUUGUACAUAAGUUAUCAGAAGUAUAUAUAGAAGAGAACCAUAUAUCUGGAAUUGAACAUGGGAACACUUCUAACAUAGAGUAAAUACCAUUGUUACCAGUUUUCUGCACUGAGGGAUUGGAAAUGUACUUCAUAUUUUUACUCCAGGCUUCUGUUUAUACCUCUAAGUUUUAACACUGAAUGCAAGCUAGAAGCUUUACAGGUUUUUACCUUCUUGUUAUUUCCAACAGGCUGUUUGAAGAGUGUCAAUAAAAUAUACUUUGAAAUA
Pipra filicauda (Wire-tailed manakin) is the source of this 4462-nucleotide messenger RNA. It is a transcript of the gene MTMR12, whose product is annotated as myotubularin related protein 12. NCBI's taxonomy places the organism in Eukaryota, Metazoa, Chordata, Aves, Passeriformes, Pipridae. The coding region runs from base 16 to 2346 and encodes 776 amino acids. The record is from RefSeq and is a predicted model, not a curated record. The transcript is spliced from 16 exons.